CCGUCGCCGCGGGGCCUGGGACUCGUUCUCCUUCCUCCUUCCCACCCGGGUUAGGGCGGCGGCGGCAGCGGGGGCGGCAGAGACCAUCACGGGAGGAGGCAGCUGCGGCGGGGCCGAAUCCUAAUGCGCCUGGCUAGCUGGUGGUGAGCAGGGGUGUUGGGGCCAACGUGGUAGGCUCCCCAAGGAAACCCCUUUGAAGCCAAUGGAUGCAUUCACGGGCUCGGGUCUCAAGAGGAAGUUUGAUGAUGUGGACGUGGGCUCGUCCGUUUCCAACUCAGAUGAUGAGAUCUCCAGCAGUGACAGUGCUGACAGCUGCGACAGCCUCAAUCCUCCGACAACUGCUAGCUUCACACCCACAUCCAUCCUGAAACGACAGAAGCAACUGCGGAGGAAGAAUGUGCGCUUUGACCAGGUGACUGUGUAUUACUUCGCCCGGCGCCAAGGUUUCACCAGUGUGCCCAGCCAGGGUGGCAGCUCUCUGGGCAUGGCCCAGCGCCAUAACUCUGUCCGCAGCUACACGCUUUGUGAGUUUGCUCAAGAGCAGGAGGUGAACCAUCGGGAGAUUCUUCGUGAGCAUCUGAAGGAGGAGAAACUCCACGCCAAGAAGAUGAAGCUGACCAAGAAUGGCACAGUGGAGUCGGUAGAGGCCGAGGGCCUGACCCUGGAUGAUGUUUCAGAUGAAGAUAUUGAUGUGGAAAAUGUGGAGGUGGAUGAUUAUUUCUUCCUGCAGCCUCUGCCCACCAAAAGGCGACGAGCUUUGCUGAGGGCUUCCGGGGUCCACCGCAUUGAUGCUGAAGAAAAGCAAGAACUUCGAGCCAUUCGCCUCUCACGGGAAGAGUGUGGUUGUGACUGUCGAUUAUACUGUGACCCAGAAGCGUGUGCCUGUAGCCAGGCUGGGAUUAAAUGCCAGGUGGAUCGCAUGUCCUUUCCAUGUGGCUGCUCCCGAGACGGUUGUGGGAAUAUGGCUGGGCGCAUUGAAUUUAACCCUAUCCGGGUCCGGACUCACUACCUCCACACCAUCAUGAAGCUGGAGCUAGAGAGCAAGCGGCAGGUGAGCCGCCCCCCAGCUCCAGAUGAGGAUCCCUCACCUACUGCCAGUUGUAGCCUGCCAGGAGCACAGGGCUCUGAAACACAGGACUUCCAGGAGUUCAUUGCGGAGAACGAGACGGCAGUGAUGCACCUGCAGAGCGCAGAGGAACUGGAACGGCUCAAGGCAGAGGAAGACUCCAGUGGCUCAAGUGCCAGCCUGGACUCUAGCAUUGAGAGCUUGGGUGUGUGCAUCCUGGAGGAGCCCCUAGCUGUUCCUGAAGAGCUGUGCCCAGGCCUCACAGCCCCCAUUCUCAUCCAGGCUCAGCUGCCCCCAGGCUCCUCUGUCCUGUGUUUUGCUGAGAACUCAGAUCACCCAACUGCCUCAACAGUGAACAACCCAUCCUACUUGAACAGCGGGCCUCUGGUCUAUUAUCAGGUGGAGCAGAGGCCAGUCUUGGGGGUAAAAGGAGAGCCUGGUACAAAAGAGGCCCCUCCCCCUUUCCCUAAGGAGAAGGAUCUGAGUGUCUUCUCUCUCCCUGUUACCUCACUGGUGGCUUGCAGCCCCACAGACCCAGCUGUCCUCUGUAAAUCAGAGGGGGGGAAAACAUCCACUCUAGAAGCGCUGUUGCCUGAAGAUUGUAACCCAGAGGACCCUGAGAAUGAUGAUUUCCACCCUUCGUGGUCCCCCUCAAGCCUCCCCUUCCGCAUGGACAAUGAAGAGGGCGGUGGGGUCGAGAAGACCUCCCAGCAAUGUGAGGACCGGCCCGCUGAGGACUCUGCACUAGAACUCCCUCUAACAGUGUGACGAUGUGGAAUGGAGCGUCGGCCUCUUACCCAUUCUCUAUUUAUUCCCUUAUUUUAUCUAACACCAUUUCAAAACAAAACUGUAGAAGCAGCUGCUGCUCCCAUGUUAUUUCAUUGAGGUCUGUGGGGAGUGGGUGGGAAAGGAUUGUUUGUACAAGUAUUUUUUAAAAGGGAAACAGAACCAAGGAGACCAACCCCAGCUUUGAUCUGGGAGUGGGGUCUUGGGCAGAGGAGGCUGCAAAGUGCAGAACACUGAGCUUUCUGGGCCAUUAGAACAAAGAACUAACAGGAGAAGCUGGGUAAUUGAAGCAGCUAUUUAUGUAGGGACCAGAACACAAGAAUUUGAAUAGCAGGGCAAAGCCCCUUCUCUCCUGAGCUCCUUUCGGAUCACAAACUCCUUUUCCUCAGUGAUUUCUGUGAUAUACCACUUUUUGGUGCAUCAUUAGAGUACAGUGUCACCUAAUCAAAUCUAGAGAGGAAGGGUUGAAGGGUGUCUGCUGUAUAAAACCUCCAGGAUUUAUAAAAAUGUAGCCUGCCCUUAUCCCACCCUUUUUUGGUAAAUAAGUUAAUAUUUGACAUAUUGCUGUUCUCUGACCUGUUCCCCACACUGGGGAUUCCUGGUCUGUAACUUGAAUUGUUUUCUUUCACAGGUUCUUAGGUACUAGA
Messenger RNA from Chrysochloris asiatica (Cape golden mole), 2499 nucleotides. It is a transcript of the gene CSRNP2, whose product is annotated as cysteine-serine-rich nuclear protein 2. Bases 203 to 1834 code for a protein of 543 amino acids. Lineage: Eukaryota; Metazoa; Chordata; Mammalia; Afrosoricida; Chrysochloridae. Gene Ontology annotation, cellular component: nucleus. The record is from RefSeq and is a predicted model, not a curated record. The transcript has 5 exons. Gene Ontology annotation, molecular function: DNA-binding transcription factor activity, RNA polymerase II-specific; sequence-specific DNA binding. Gene Ontology annotation, biological process: regulation of transcription by RNA polymerase II.